Coniophora puteana RWD-64-598 SS2 is the source of this 1193-nucleotide messenger RNA. RefSeq lists its product as uncharacterized. NCBI's taxonomy places the organism in Eukaryota, Fungi, Basidiomycota, Agaricomycetes, Boletales, Coniophoraceae. The transcript has 7 exons. Bases 545 to 1105 code for a protein of 186 amino acids. The record is from RefSeq and is a predicted model, not a curated record.
CUAAAGGCUACCCAUGACCUCAGCCGUCGCAAAACUCAAGCCCUAGCCCUAGCAAUGACUUCGAAAUCUAUAACUUAUUCAUGUCUUAGAUUCAACCUGCGCUUAGCUUCGGGUUGGCGACCUGUUGGCGGGGGUCCUUGGCAGGGCCUUGUUGCCUUCCCUUGCGCCUUCUUCGUACGAAGUCAACGUCUCAGCGACGUUCUUCGGUGACCAGAGCACUCGUACAUCUUUCCCUCUUCCCUUCACAGCAACCAUGGGCAAAAUUGUCAAGCCUCUCAUGGCAUCAUGGCACUUCGCUACAAGAAGUUCUCCGUGAUGACCUCCUUGACGGAUAGUACGCUAUCGCCCUGCGUGGGACGGAUCCCCAAGACAACUUGGCUCUCGUAUAAGUUCGUGUCCACAGGCCCACUACUUCACUCACUUAGUUUUCUCUCAACACGAGCAGGACUCGAAAUAUUCCCUUCUUUCGCCCUCCAACUUCUGACUGCAAUCAUUCUUUCGGUGCUGGCAUCAAUUUAUUUUAUUCGGUUCUCAACACAUUUCCAUGCGCUUCUCUGCCGCCUUUUUUGCCGUUGUUUGUUCCGCUGCAGCCGCUGCACAGCAGACAUACACCAUCCUGGUCGGCUCGAAUGGCACGGCUACUUUCAAUCCGCCAUAUGUCAAUGCUACUUCCGGCGAUAAAAUCGCAUUCCAGUUCGUGGGUGGGAACCAUACCGUUACUCAGUCGGCCUUCAAUAUGCCCUGCGAGAAUAACACAAGCCCUAUGACGGGCAUGGACUCAGGUUUUCAGCCAGUUGCCACCAAUGCUUCCAUGUACCCACAGUACAGUCUCACCAUGACCAACUCGAACACCAUGUGGUUCUACUGUCGUCAAAUCGGUCACUGCGAGAAAGGAAUGGUGUUCGCGAUCAAUCCCACAGAACAGAUGACUUUCCAAGCCUUCCAGAAUACUGCUAAAGCUAGCGGGUCGUCUCUUUCGAGCUCGGCGACCAUGAGCGGCGCCAUGCCCGUAUCUGCGUCAACGACAAAUGGUGCAGUUUUACACGGCGUUAGCUCAGCCUUCGUUACAUUAUUCCUCGGUGCAUCUUUGAUAAUUCUGGCAUAAGCUACCUUCCACCAAGGGCAAACUGUUUUGGAUUUAACUUUGAAGUGGACAGCUUUGGGUCGUUACGUUUGCCUUGGGUUGUUUGAUA